AUGUCAAAUAUACAUGAUAAUGAAGAUAAAAGAACCGGAACUGGCGUCCUUGACUCUCAGCAUAAUGGGAUACCUGAAGUGACAAACCAGAGGAUGAAAAGUGCAUUAAAGAAGAGAUAUAGAAGGAAAGAAUCAUCGAGACAUGUGUACGGUGAUAGCAUGGACUAUUUUGAUGACUCUUCUAUUGAUUCGUCACCAUUGUUAUCUUCAACUCCACCAAACGUUUCUAAAGCACUAAUAAAAUUAUAUCCAUAUUUAAUUGUAGCAGACAAAGCGUUGAGUCUGUUUACAUGGACUAAUGAUGAACAUUGGCCUAAUUAUUUGGUAAUUGUUUUCUUUAUCAUUACAACAAUAUAUUUUGAUUUUAUUGUAAAAUAUUUUGGACAAUUGAUAAUAAUAGGAUUGUUGUGGCUUUACUCAAUGAUGGAUAAUUCAGUCACAAAGACAGUAUCAGCGUACCCUACUUUAGAUGAUAUAGUUCAUAUGAUGGGGAGAGUAUCCAAGAAAGCUGAUAUAAUAUUAGCUCCAGUGAGAGUAUUAAGUCUACAAGAUAUUAAACGACUUUUUUUCACAAUAACAUUCUUUUUACCACUAUAUGUGAUAAUAUCAUUAUUUAUAAUAACCCCCAAGAAAUUAUUUUUGUUGGGAGGUAUCUAUACAUUAACUUAUCACUCAGCAUUCUGUGUGCUGAUUAGAAGAGCAUUAUGGAAUAUACGGAUUGUUAGAUUGUUUUCCUUUUAUGUGACAGGUCUUGAUUUAGGUGGUAUUAAUAAACAUCAAGGAAUAUUCAUUACAGUUAGUGAACAAAUGAAAAAUUCAAAUUUUGGCAAUAAAGGUAAAGGGAAGGGAUCUACAAUAGGUGAUAAGGCAAAAGCCAUAAGAUUUACUUAUGCAUUGUACGAGAAUCAACGUCGAUGGCUUGGUAUCGGAUGGACAUCAACUAUGUUAAGUUACGAAAGGGCAGCAUGGACAGAUGCGUAUUUGAAUCCAGCUCCUCCUUUAACCCAUUUUAAAUUACCCGAUGAUGACUCUGAUAUGAAAUGGCAAUGGGUAGAUGAGAAUUGGAGUUUAGAUAUGGCGAACGAUGGUGCUAUCCAAUUAUCAAGAUCUCAACCAAAGUUAGUAUCAUCACCUGGAAGUAAUUCUGGUUAUAUAUAUAGCGAUAAUACAUGGACCAAUCCUUCUACAGAUGAUACGUAUGCUAAAUAUACAAGAAGGAGAAGGUGGAUAAGAACAGCAGAAUUGGUAAACACUUCAUUAUUGGAUGUUAGUGGUUCUAAAAUUCUCGAAUAUGAUGAUGGAGAUGAUAAUAAAGAAAAUUAUAGUGAGAACGAUUCUACUAGAUCCAUAAGUGGUACUAAAAAAUCGGUACAUCUUUCAGUGUCAUCAAACAAUGAAGAUGAAGAUAAUGACAAUAGUAGAGGAAGAUCAGUUUCGUUUAGUAAUGUUCAAAAUGUAAGGAUAAUUCCUGCAAAUGAUUCAUCAUUUGAAGAAACUGAAACUGAAUCAGAGGAUGAUUCUCAUCAACAUUGUAGAAACAAAGGAAUUGAUUCACUUCGCUAUUUAUGA
Messenger RNA from Maudiozyma saulgeensis, 1569 nucleotides. NCBI's taxonomy places the organism in Eukaryota, Fungi, Ascomycota, Saccharomycetes, Saccharomycetales, Saccharomycetaceae. The record is from the annotation of a GenBank genome assembly.